Molecule: messenger RNA, 987 nt
Organism: Schistosoma intercalatum
Lineage: Eukaryota; Metazoa; Platyhelminthes; Trematoda; Strigeidida; Schistosomatidae
Source: the annotation of a GenBank genome assembly
AAAUUAUUUACCCUUCAAACUAGUGUUUAUCACUUGGAUCCAUAAAAACCAUAGUAGUGGUGAACAAUUAUUUUAUUCCUAUACCAUUUAGUUAGUUACAUCACAUCCGGAAUUCAGUCAACAAUCGGGACUGAGUACUUAGUGACUGACGAUUAGCUAAUUACUGGUCAUUACAUAAUAGAACUAAUGAAAUCAAUCAGUAACCAUCGAUUCAAUACGGAUUACAUAAUACUAUAUCGUUUAAUUGUUAUUAUUCUAUAUACAAUUUCAUCACAGAUUGGUUAUUUCUAUUUCUAUCCAAAUAAUAAUGAAGGUAUUCAACUAAUUCAAGUACUUUAUCUAUUGAAGUUCUUCACAUGUAUUACAAUGACUUUAAAUGCAAUCUACUUUAUAACUUCAAUACCAUUACAAUACUUUAAUCUUGAUCAUAUUCGUGGUUAUCAAUUCUUGGUUGUAUUCUCAUUUAAUUCGACAAUGAUGCUUUUCUACUGGAGUGCAUUCCUUUAUGAUCCCAAAAUGAUUUAUGAAAUUGAUGAAUUAAAAAAUAUGCCAUUAUGGUAUAAUCAUUUAUGUCAUUUAAUUCCACCAGUUGCUUUGGUUCUCGAUGCUUACCUAUGUCAUCCGAAAAUAGUCUCAUUCUAUAAUGCAUUAAAGAUUGAAUGUUUCAUUGGAAUCCUUUAUAAUAUCUUCAUAGAAACUGGAAUUCUUUUAUGGAAUACAUCACCAUAUCCACAAUUUCUUAAAUAUAAUCUACUACUUAGAUAUUUCAAUUAUACAAUCACUUGGUCUAUCUCUAUUGGAUUUAUAUUACUUGGUGAAAAAUUUGUUCAUUAUUUACAUAAAAGUAUAAAAAAGAAAAUAAAAGAAACAAAUUCACAUGAUGAUUUAAAAGAAAAAACAUUGAAAACGAAGAAAAAAUAAGAAAAAGAAAAGAGAUGAAAGAAAUACCAAAGUUGAAUAAAUCAUCAACACCCCCUUUAUCACCUU